UUCUCAACCACACCUGCCAAAUCUGGAAGUUAGACACACGACACUCCCAAAGGUAGUCACGCGACACCGUCCCAGCCCAAAAGCCGCAUGUACACCAUCCGUACGGCUGGACUGAAAGGUCUGGGCGUCUUCGCGACAACACACAUACCCCGCGGCACGCGCAUCGUCGCGGAAGCACCGCUCGUAACCGUCAAAGGCGAGCGAGAAGUCUACGGCGCCAUCACCCGGCUCCCGCAGCGCGACAUCGCCUUCAUCCGCGCCCUCUCCGUCAACGCUGGUAACAAUGCCAUCUCAAUCCUCGACCGCGCCCGCGCAGCCUGGAACCUAAUAUCGACCUCCACGCUCCCAACUCCAAGCAUAGUGCGAGACUACAGCGCUCUCCUCUCCGCUUUCCGGAACAACAAUUUCGACCUCGGCGCAGGCGUGCAGGCUCUCUUCACCGAAAUCAGCCGCUUCAACCACUCGUGCAUCCCCAGCUGUCAGGGGAAUUUCAACUCUGCGUUGGGCAAGUUUACCGUGCAUGCUACGCGUGGGAUUGAGGCUGGGGAGGAGAUGACGGUGAGUUAUCUUGGGGAGAGCGGGGUUGCUUUGAGGGAGGAGAGGAGGGGGCGAUUGUGGAGGGGUUUUGGAUUUUGGUGUGGGUGUGGGAUUUGUGAUGAGGUGAGCGAUGAUGGGGGAAGUGAGGGGAGGAGGACGGGGAUGAGGGACAGGUUGAGGGAGUUUGCGAUGGGGAGUGCAGAUUCGAAUGGGAGGGGGCACGUGGAGGUUGAUGUGUUGGGGGAGUUGAUUGGGCUGUUUGAGUCGGAGGGUUUGGGGGGUCGAGAGUUGGGGAUGAUAUAUCUCUCCGUGGCGGAGAAACACGCGCAUUUGGGCAAUCAUGAGGACGCGCGACGAUCUGCAGCGCGGGGCCUGCGCAUUGAAGAGACGUGCGUGGGGAGUGAUAGUCCGUUGUAUCACGACAGCGUGCAGCGCAUGCGGCGGAUGAGCAUGCAGCUCACGGACGAGGCUCCGUGAUGCGAGCCGCCUGCCACCUGCAACCUCAACCGUGAUGGUCAGGCCGUGAUGGCCUUAUUUCGACCGCAUGUCUACUUCUUG
Messenger RNA from Neohortaea acidophila, 1095 nucleotides. RefSeq lists its product as uncharacterized. Gene Ontology annotation, molecular function: protein binding. The record is from RefSeq and is a predicted model, not a curated record. The transcript has 2 exons. NCBI's taxonomy places the organism in Eukaryota, Fungi, Ascomycota, Dothideomycetes, Mycosphaerellales, Teratosphaeriaceae. Bases 88 to 1014 code for a protein of 308 amino acids.